AUGGCAGAUCCGCUCUACGUCGCCGGCUUGGCGACGGGCCUGGUCUCACCGGGCCUCCAGGCGUCCAGGUCGUCGCAUCACAUCGUUUACGCAAGACACCAGACCGAUUGCCUCGACAAGGCACUGCAGGCACACCAGGCGUCAACCGCUGCGGUGCAUGGUUGUCUCGACUCUUGCCGCCAGGAGCUCAAGGCGCUGCAAAAUCUGAUAGCCCAGCUCACCGGGGCCCGACCAGCUGCUUUUAGCCGGCCGCAGAUCGAGCAGCUAGGAUUAAGGCUACAUAACACCAAUACGACGCUUCAUUCCAUAUCACGAGCCGGUACAGAGAAGCUAGCCGUGCUCGAAUCGACUUUCACAGAACCCGUAGCAAUAGGGACUCCUGUUCGAGAACUCCACGCCGACCUUCCUCAGCUCCAGGGCAUACCAGCGCACCUCGACCAAAUCGAGACCCUCCUCAGCCAGCAGCUUACUAUCGGCAACCUAGUGGGGAGUGCCAUGCUACAGCAGGAUGAACUCAGGAUGACUGACAGAGUGGCGACUGGCCGGUUUCCUCUUUAA
This is a messenger RNA of Dichotomopilus funicola, 558 nucleotides long. RefSeq lists its product as uncharacterized. The coding region runs from base 1 to 558 and encodes 185 amino acids. NCBI's taxonomy places the organism in Eukaryota, Fungi, Ascomycota, Sordariomycetes, Sordariales, Chaetomiaceae. The transcript has 6 exons. The record is from RefSeq and is a predicted model, not a curated record.